AUGGCCCAACUGGAGCUGAUCAAGGCGGAGGAGGAGGAUGCGGCAGCGGAGGCCUACGACGAGAUUGUGGCUCACUACAGAAGGAAGCGCGCUGACUGUAAGGCUCGGAUCGUCAAUGAGCUGGGCGAGGAGGCCUACCUCAAGCUCGAGGCCGGUGACGACUGCGUGGCCAAGGACCCCGACUACGUGGAUGAGAUCAACGAGCGUGCCAUACUUCCUGGCUACAAGAAGCUAUCUGACACCGACUUAUACUUGGAAAUAUACUCAUGCUUGCACCCGGAUUCGGAAUCGGACUCGGAAGAAAAUGAUGAUGGUCAUAAUGAUGAUGGCGACGACGACGACGACGAUGAUGGUGGUGGUGAUGAGGAUGAGGAGGCAGAGGAAGAUUCUGACUCCAAAGAAGAAGAAGGUGAAGAAGAAGAGGGGGAGGAGGAGUUGGAGGCAGAGAAGUUUAUAUCUUUAGCGGAAAGUAGGGUAGCGGCGGCGGAGGCAGCCCUCGGCGAGUUCGAGUGGCGAACGGGGCCGGUAACUUUAUCAUGGCGAUCAGAAGGAAAGAGCUGCUCAUGGAGCACCUGGACAACAUGA
Aegilops tauschii subsp. strangulata is the source of this 585-nucleotide messenger RNA. The record is from RefSeq and is a predicted model, not a curated record. Lineage: Eukaryota; Viridiplantae; Streptophyta; Magnoliopsida; Poales; Poaceae.